This is a messenger RNA of Carya illinoinensis, 1548 nucleotides long. RefSeq lists its product as uncharacterized. The transcript is spliced from 2 exons. The record is from RefSeq and is a predicted model, not a curated record. Lineage: Eukaryota; Viridiplantae; Streptophyta; Magnoliopsida; Fagales; Juglandaceae. Bases 149 to 718 code for a protein of 189 amino acids.
UUUUCCCUCUCUUUCUCGCUUUCUCGCUCUCUCUCUUUGUUUUACCUUCCCGCAAAGAAUUCUUGCCCCUUAAUAUCGAAAACGGCAAAACGCGAAGCAUCAUCAAGCAGGAAGCACGUCGUCGUCGUUCUUUGCCGCAUACAGAACAAUGUCUCUAAUGGGGGAGGAGGGUCGGAGCUACGAACUGGCCAGAAAGCUCGAGGCCUGCGGGGUGUGGCGCUCGUGGCUGGGCGACUUCAAAUAUGCCGGUUUCUCCGAUUUCCUCAACUCGCCUUCCUCAUGGAAAGCCUUCAUGCGGAUCGACGAGUCCAAUUCUAGGGCUCAUAUCCAUCUCCAACUCCGGGUUCGAGCGCUCCUCUUCGACAAGGCCAGCAUCUCUCUCUUCCUCCGCUCCAAUCCGUUGUCUUCUUCGUCUCUAGCAUCUUCUUCUAUUGCAGUUUCAAAGCUCAAUCCGAGUUGUGAGUCUUCAAUUAGAUUCUCAGCAUGUUUUUUUGGCUGUGGAUUCGGUGAUGACGUUUACUUCACGUUGGAGAACUCUGCACAAGACUGGGUACAACAGUGGGAAGGUGGUGUUUUGUCCAAUACGGCGUCUUCCAAGGUUCGAUUCCUCAAUUUCAUCCUCUUUUAUCUCUACUUGUUUGCUUGUUUUUUGAUUUUAAAAAGUUUUGGUCAUCUUUGCUUGGUUCUCACCGGGAUGGGCAGUUUAGGAGAUUUAUAAUAGAGGGUAGCAUGAAAUUGAGUGAUAAGGAUAAAAAUUAUUACUUGCUAUGUUCUAUGCCAAGUUCUUAACAUAUAACAAAAAAUUCUAUCUAACUUUGAAUGGUUCUUUAAAUCAAAGCAACAAUAUAUUUUCUUGAGUAGCUCAAUAAAAGAAAAAAAUUGAAAAUAAAAAUUCUGCUCUGGUUGAAUGAUGAGUGAUCUCGGCAAAUGGGCACUAGUAUAAAGUUUGCUCUUGUAUAAGGCCAUCUUCUAAGGUAGUACUAGGAACGAAUGAAAGAAUAGAUCAGAUUAGAGAGACAGAAAAAGGCAAUUAACUAAAUCUGUUCUUUUGCAGCAACAAGCUGCUGUAAAUCUAAAACAUUGGGUACUUGUAAUUUCAGCAAUGCACUUUUAUUUUAGAUGUAUGUACUGCCUAUUGUUGCAGAGGACUGUGGUAUAUACUGCCUGUCAUUUGUUGUUGUUUGGUGUCAAGGGGAAAAACAAAAUCAAAAUACUUAAAAUGUAUGAACCAGAAUUCUGUAUAUGUCAAAGUUGAAUUUCUGUUAACUUUUUUAUAUAUGAUUCUUCCAAACAAAUACCUUAAUGUUAAAGUAAGUCUAGCUAAUUUAGUUUUUUGUGCUGUAUAUGAUGGAAAAAUCAAGCAUGAGUGCAGUAAAGGUAAUAUGAGAAAAUUUAUCUAUGCUAACAGUCCCAAGCAUUGACACUUGUUUACAAUAUCUGUGCUAACAUCUUUCACUUUUCUUUUCUCAUUUUGACUCCCUUUUAUUUACUCUCUCUCUCUCUCUCUCUCUCUCUCUCUCUCUCUCUCUCUCUCUCUCUCUCUCUCUC